Molecule: messenger RNA, 939 nt
Organism: Charadrius vociferus (killdeer)
Lineage: Eukaryota; Metazoa; Chordata; Aves; Charadriiformes; Charadriidae
Gene: MECR
Product: mitochondrial trans-2-enoyl-CoA reductase
Exons: 9
Coding region: 46-939 (297 amino acids)
Biological process (GO): fatty acid metabolic process
Cellular component (GO): mitochondrion
Molecular function (GO): trans-2-enoyl-CoA reductase (NADPH) activity
Source: RefSeq, a predicted model, not a curated record
GACCUCGAGGUGGCCGAGCUGGGGGACUCUGAUGUCCAUGUCAAAAUGUUGGCAGCCCCCAUCAAUCCCGCCGACAUCAAUAUGAUCCAAGGGACCUACGCCAUCCUCUCCCCGCUGCCGGCCGUGGGAGGGAACGAAGGUGUCGGGGAAGUGCUGGAGGUCGGGCGGCGCGUGGCGGCUCUGAAACCUGGGGACUGGGUCAUCCCGGCGGGCACCGGACUCGGGACGUGGCGGACACAGGGGGUCUUCCCCGAGGAGACGCUGCUGAAGGUGCCCAGGGACAUCCCGGUGCUGUGCGCCGCCACCCUGAGCGUCAACCCCUGCACGGCGUACCGCAUGUUGACCGACUUCGAGACCCUGGCGCCGGGUGACUCCAUCAUCCAGAACGCCGCCAACAGCGGUGUGGGCCAGGCUGUUAUCCAGAUCGCCAAAGCCUUUGGCAUCAAGACCAUCAACGUGGUGAGGGACAGACCUGACCUCCCCAAGCUGGUGGAGAGGCUGAUGGCCCUGGGCGCAGACCACGUCAUCACGGAGGAGAUGCUGAGAAAGCCAGAGAUGAAAGACAUGUUUAAGAGCAUCCCGAAGCCCCGGCUUGCCCUGAACUGCGUCGGAGGCAAAAGCACGACGGAGAUGCUGCGGCAUCUGCAGCCCAAAGGGACCAUGGUCACCUACGGGGGGAUGGCAAAGCAGCCCGUGAUGGUGCCUGUGAGCGCGUUCAUCUUCCGAGACGUGCGGCUCCGCGGCUUCUGGAUGACGCAGUGGAGGAAGGACCACGCGCAGGGUGACCUGGCCGGUAUGAUGGACGCCCUGUGCCAGCUCAUCCGGAGGGGACAGCUCACCGCGCCGGCCUGUACCGAGGUCCCGCUCCAGGACUACGAGGCGGCGCUGGAGGCAUCCAUGAAGCCCUUCACCUCCUCCAAGCAGAUCCUCCUCCUCUGA